GUGUGCCCAAUUGCUUGUGCUGGGAUUGUCUGUGUGCUUCGAGGGUUUUCUGUGUUUUUCAUAGUAAACUCUUAAUAUUUAAUUUCAAGCCCUAAACCAUGGCCAGAAGCAAUUGAAGCAAAAGAAGAUCCGACGACGAUUCCGCUUCGGAGUCCAAAUCAGACGAGACCAACAGCCGACACUCUUUAAGCUCCCGCAAACGUAGCAAGGAUCGAAGCCGUCGUAGUAAAAGCAAAAGCAGCCGUUAUAGACAUACCCGAAGCCGAAGCCGUCGCGACCGUGGCUCCGACGACGAUUUCUCCGGUGACGACAGCGAUGAAAGCGAUCGAUGUCGUAGUAAGAAGAAGAGGUCUUCUAGAAACAUCACGGAAGAGGAAGUUGCUGAGUAUCUGGCCAAGAAAGCUCAAAAGAAGGCAUUGAGAGCUGCGAAGAAAUUGAAGGCGCAAACAGUGUUAGGUUAUUCAAAUGAUUCGAAUCCUUUCGGCGAUUCCAAUCUCAACGAAAAAUUUGUGUGGCGGGAGAAGAUUGAGCAAGAUGUUGCCCAAGGAGUACCAUUGGACACCUUUUCAGUGAAAGCUGAGAAGAAGAGGCAGAAAGAAAGAAUGGCUGAGAUUGAAAAGGUUAAAAAGAGAAGAGAGGAAAGGGCACUUGAGAAAGCACAACAUGAGGAAGAAAUGGCUUUGUUAGCUAGAGAACGUGCUCGAACUGAGUUCCACGGUUGGGAGAAGAAAGAGGAGGAGUUUCAUUUUGAUCAAAGCAAAGUCAGAUUAGAGAUUAGACUUCGUGAAGGCCGUACGAAGCCUAUUGAUGUUUUGUCCAAGCACUUUAAUGGGUCAGAUGAUAUGGAUAUAUAGCUAAAUGAACCAUACAUGGUUUUCAAGGGCUUGACAGUCAAAGAGAUGGAAGAGCUUCGUGAUGACAUAAAAAUGCAUCUUGAUUUGGACAGGGCAACUCCAACACUCAUAGAGUACUGGGAGGCACUUAUGGUGGUUUGUGAUUGGGAGUUAGCUGAUGCCCGGAAGAAGGAUGCACUUGAUCAAGCUAGGGUGCGUGGGGAGGAACCUCCAGCUGAGUUGAUGGCUGAAGAAAGAGGUCUGCACUCUAGUAUUGAAGCAGAUGUCAAGAAUCUCUUGGAAGGGAAGACCUAUUGUGAGCUGGAGGCAUUACAAUCCCAGAUUGAGUCACAGAUGCGUUCUGGCAUGGCAAAGGUUGUUGAGUAUUGGGAGGCUGUUCUUAAACGUCUUCAUAUUGUCAAAGCAAAGGCUUGUUUGAAGGAAAUACAUGCUAAAAUGCUGCGUAAACAUUUACAACGCCUUGAGCAACCUUCAGAAGGUGAAGAUAGAAUGGAAUCUGAUCAUGGUUUAAGAUCUGGAGUGGAGGAUAGUCAUCAUGAUGUGAAAGAUGCUGAGAGAUACCCUCCAGAUCCCAUACUACAAGAAGAGACACAUGAGGUGGAAGAAGAGGCUGGAUCAUUUUCACCAGAACCGUUGCAUGGUGAUGAAAAUGAAGAAGCUAUUGACCCUGAAGAGGACAAGGCUAUACUGGAAAGGAAAUGUAUGGCCGUGUUAGAGGAACAGCAAAGACGGAUGCAAGAAGUUAUGGCAUCAAAACCUACCCCUUCAGAAGAUAACUUUGAGCUAAAAGCCAUGAAAGCUAUGGGAGCAAUGGAGGAGGGAGAUACAAUAUUUGGCUCAGCUGCUGAAGUAAACUUGGACUCACAGGGGUAUUGGUGGCAUGACAAAUACCGACCGAGAAAACCAAAAUAUUUCAACCGUGUUCACACUGGAUAUGAGUGGAACAAAUACAACCAGACCCAUUACGAUCAUGACAAUCCACCUCCUAAAAUUGUGCAAGGAUACAAGUUUAAUAUUUUCUACCCAGACCUUGUUGACAAGACAAAGGCUCCUGGAUAUACCAUUGAGAAGGAUGGAAAUGGUGCGGAGACAUGCGUCAUAAGGUUCCAUGCUGGGCCACCCUAUGAGGACAUUGCUUUCCGGAUUGUAAACAAAGACUGGGAAUAUUCUCAUAAGAAGGGAUUUAAAUGCACAUUCGAACAUGGAAUUUUGCAUAUAUAUUUUAACUUCAAGCGCUAUCGCUACCGUAGGUGAUAUGUCGCUUAUUUUGUAACGGAUUUGUGAAAAAAACCUUUCUGGUUGGACCAAGGAGGGAAAAGCAUGGUGUCUUUGGGUGCAGGAUUCUUGUCCCCGUUUGUCCUUACCCAAGAAUGCCAAAGUAAAACUAGAACAAGGUACCUACGUUGCUCUCUGCUAUAUUUCACUUAUGUAUAUAUUUUUCAUCACUGGUAGGUGUAUUUUUUUUUUUUUGGUUUAAAUUUACUAUUAAUUGAUAUGAUUAUCAUAUGUUAUAAACAUAGUCAUAUAAAAAUUCAACUCAAUGAUGAGUGUAUAUUUUUCAUACUCAAAAUUGAGUCCGAAUCUCUCUUAUGGGAUCAAUUCUUUGGUAUUAAAAUAUUUUUUUAACAUCCAACUGCUGGUUAGAGAAGUAACAGAAUUGUGAAGAUGAAGAAAACUAAAAGGAGGUCUACCAGAAAUGGCCAGUCUAAUGAAUUCGAGGAGUUAACGGAUAGUACAAAUCAAUACAAUAGAGGUCACAGUGAAGCCAUUGCAAGUGCAGACUGCAUUAAUGUCACUGCUAAACAAAUUUGUUCUGAGUGAUAUGUGCGGAAACAUGGAGAAUCAGAAUGAAGUUCAAUCUGUACGGAGUUUGUGCUAGAAGAAGAAAAUUUUAACCUCAUUUAAACCAAGUAUCUCUUAAUAAAUGUAAAAUCAGGGAUGGCAAUGGGUACCCUUUUAACAUUUUUACUUUCUCACUGAAGAUGAUAACAUUUGAUUUCACAAGAUAACCAGUGAAAUGUUUAUGACCAUGCUUCUUAAUUGUAUGUUCAAGUACAUUUGAGAUUU
Messenger RNA from Theobroma cacao (cacao), 2921 nucleotides. The record is from RefSeq and is a predicted model, not a curated record. Lineage: Eukaryota; Viridiplantae; Streptophyta; Magnoliopsida; Malvales; Malvaceae.